Messenger RNA from Drosophila elegans, 448 nucleotides. It is a transcript of the gene ND-B14.5B, whose product is annotated as NADH dehydrogenase [ubiquinone] 1 subunit C2. Lineage: Eukaryota; Metazoa; Arthropoda; Insecta; Diptera; Drosophilidae. The record is from RefSeq and is a predicted model, not a curated record. Bases 33 to 383 code for a protein of 116 amino acids. Gene Ontology annotation, biological process: mitochondrial electron transport, NADH to ubiquinone. Gene Ontology annotation, cellular component: mitochondrial inner membrane. The transcript has 3 exons.
UUGCCCACCUCUAUUGUUUUUUUCCUAUCAAAAUGAGCGCUGUGGUCGAUCCGCUGGAAUUGUUGUCCCAGAAGGGCAACCGCCAGCCCACUUUUCUGGGUCCAAUAUGGAAUCCGCUCGCCUGCGGAGUGGCCGGAGUGGGCGCGGCCAUUUUCAUCAACUGGGGCUUCCGUAGACCCGUGUUUUCCGGCAUUCAGAAGCAUAUUGCCUUUGGAUUAAUUGGACUCGGUGCAGGAUAUUAUUUCGAUCAGAAACGCAGUGAAUAUCUGGCCAAAAGAGACGCUGUCCUUCGGCACUAUAUCGAACUGCAUCCCGACGAUUUUCCCGUCAAAGAACGCAAGACCUACGGCCAAGUUCUGGAGAGUUGGGUGCCAGUUCGUUAAAUGGAUCGAGAUUUGUGUUGUAAAGCAAACGUUGGCAGUAGUUAAUAAAACAGCUUUAAUUGUAA